UAGUUUCUGACGUAUUGUCUGUCAUCUGUUUACAUUCGAUUUUUGUUCGUGGUCAUUGUAUCGUAGUUAACCUGCCAUCCAUUUAUAGCAAUUUACCUUUAGUAAUAUUCAUGUCUCGAGUUUUGUAUGUGGAAAACACACAAGUAAAGUUCUGGGAAAAGUUUUUGGAAAGUAAUUGAAGUUGAAGAUGUCGGAAGACGAAUAUAAGUUGUACGAAGCUGGUGAACAUUGUUGGGGCAUGUUUGUAAUUUCUGAUAAUGUACUUGAAAAACUGUCGGAAUUAAAUUGCAAUGAACAUAAGGACGAUUCAGAUCCUCUACGACAGUUUUUUGAACACCAAAUCGAUGAAACUGUGCCAUCUAUUCAGAAUGCAAGAUGUACUGUGCAGCCAGUGAAAAGCAUCGAUACCGAUGAGAAUGUUUCUUUUGCCAUGAUGGAAACUGAUACUAUUUGUAUUGAUGGAGACGAAAACAAAAGUAUAGAAGGAACUGUAAACUUAAACACAGUUGAACAAAAAGACAUACCUGAUGAUCAAGACACAGGUGGAAACAGCGUGCAAUAUGAGGUGCCAGACUUGACGUGCCUUUUGGACGAGCAGGCGGCUACAGUUGAUCAGUUGAGCAGUGCCUCAGAGCAGCAGCUGGUCUCCGUUCUGCCCGUGUUGUCAGACGCAGGCCUCGUUCAUAUCUGCGCGCUUAUGUGCUCGGUGUCAGCAAGCGAGCAGAGCAAACUUGGAUCGCUCGUGUGCCGACUACUGCUCUUGCCCAGGCUUCAAGGAAAGGGUCACGAACCCUGCAGUCGUGCAGUUGUAAAUGCAUUAGUCAAGUUCACCAAGAGUCUACCGCAUCUAAGCUGUGCAGAAGUUCUGCUUCCCCUGAUGCUUACGUCAGACGCCGUUGAUGAAAAGGACGCCGCGCUUCAGAUUAUCUCAGAAGGUCUUGGCCCUCAACAUAAGGAAAACCUGCUAAGAAGUUUUCUGCAGUGUAAGCCUGAGAAACUGGAUGAGUGGAAGAUACCUCUUCUGCAAGAACUGUUACUCUCGCCCUGCGACGAUACUGCCAGACAGCAUCUAGUUCAGCUAUUGGCAGAUUCAGCGAGUGACUUCUCUUGCAACACUCGCUUUGCGAAACUGCUGAUUAGCGUCAUACAGCAACUCGGUCCCGGAGCUCCCGCUGAUGUCCGACAGCAGUUGGCCGAGCUGGUCGGUUGUAACAAAUCUGUCUUGAAGAGAGCUGCUGAGAAAGCACUUCAUGCAUUUUAGCUCUAGUGGGAAGGAAAGAUUGCCUUCAUCUUGCCCUUAAGUUCAAGACCAGAUCGGCUGUUGCGCCGGAAGCUUGUGAGUCUCCGCCGUCAUUGAAAGUGACCGUCGAAGUUAUGGGAGAGCCUGUAAUGCCCUCUUUCCUCCAUUGGCUUCAAUCUAUAUUAUGAGGCUGGCAGAGAUUUUAAGGAUUAUAAAUCUUUUAUUAUUGCAGAGCGAGUCCUACGUAACUCGGGACCCACCGCUUAUUACGCGACAGCCGCGUUCUGCGUUGUGACUAGUUCACUCACUUCUGCUGUCGUGGUGGGAUUCACAUUAAGUGGGACGUACUGUACAAUGUAAUUAUUCUUUUGUUUUCAUAUUUUCACUAAUAUAUAUUUUUGACUUUAAA
This is a messenger RNA of Zootermopsis nevadensis, 1649 nucleotides long. RefSeq lists its product as uncharacterized. The record is from RefSeq and is a predicted model, not a curated record. Gene Ontology annotation, cellular component: Fanconi anaemia nuclear complex. Gene Ontology annotation, biological process: interstrand cross-link repair. Lineage: Eukaryota; Metazoa; Arthropoda; Insecta; Blattodea; Termopsidae.